AGCAAUUGAAGAGAAAGAAAGCCAUUACUGCGUGUACUGGUAGAGCUCGAAUGAAUGAUGCGAUGGCCAAUCACCCACACUACCGAUCCCAGUUCGGCGACACCACAUUAACCAAGGUGUUCGUGGGAGGACUAGCUUGGGAGACGCCCACUGAAGAAUUGCAUAGAUACUUCGAGCAGUUCGGAGAUAUUCUUGAAGCCGUUAUCAUCAACGAUAAGCAUACUGGGAAGUCUAAAGGCUAUGGAUUCGUCACUUUCCGUGAUCCAGACUCAGCAAGAAAAGCUUGUGCGGAUCCCAAACCGAUGAUACAUGGUAGAAGAGCAAAUUGCAAUAUUGCUUCUCUAGGACGGCCUCCGCCCCCACCUUCAUCUCCUCGAGGAACGAACUUAUCGGUGCAAGAU
Molecule: messenger RNA, 401 nt
Organism: Neltuma alba
Lineage: Eukaryota; Viridiplantae; Streptophyta; Magnoliopsida; Fabales; Fabaceae
Product: probable RNA-binding protein ARP1
Exons: 3
Molecular function (GO): RNA binding
Source: RefSeq, a predicted model, not a curated record